Messenger RNA from Cryptomeria japonica (Japanese cedar), 1714 nucleotides. RefSeq lists its product as uncharacterized. The transcript has 2 exons. Lineage: Eukaryota; Viridiplantae; Streptophyta; Pinopsida; Cupressales; Cupressaceae. The record is from RefSeq and is a predicted model, not a curated record. The coding region runs from base 189 to 1514 and encodes 441 amino acids.
UGCUGCGUGGAAAAACCCCUUUCCUUCUUUCCCCGACCAUUCAUCCUUCUCGUUAAUUUUUUUAUUCUAUUUAUUUUGAUGAUUCGCUAUAAAUCAAGGGAAUUUUUUUCUCUGGAGGUAGACCUGAAACUCUUGUAAGCAUUUCUGCUGAAACUCUUGUUAGAUAAAAUACGAAAGAAGCUGUUAAAAUGCAGAGGCAAAACAGCAUAACAAAGAGGCAAAACAGCAUAACAAAGAGGCAAAACAGUAGAAAAUCACGUUCGAGUGAUCCUGCCCUUGAGGAGCUACCUAUAACAAGUGCGAAAAAUUGCAGUAAAUCUUGUUCAAGUGAUCCUGUCCUUGAGGAGCUAAUUAUAACGAGUGGGCAAAACAGCUCGAGUGAUCCUGGAACAGAUUAUUUGCAUUCACCUUCUCCCUCAGCUCAGGGUCCAGAGGCAAAUGAUCAUCAUGUCGAAUACAUCCGGGGAUUUGCUGAUUUGGCUUCUACAUUUAACUGGGGUGUCGUGGCGCUUACACUUGGAAGUUAUGGAAUGUUGCUAUCUACCCCUGUAUUUUGGGUGUGCUGGAGUAUCCUUGUCACAGAGGCUGUCAUUUCUUACUCCAUACGACCUUACUGGACCUGGAUUGAAAAUUUUCCCCAGACAGCAGAUCAAUCACAGGAGAGUAAAAAGCUUCAUCGAGCUUCUGAUCAUUGCAGAGCAGGAGUCGUCUUUCUCAAGGUAGACAUGAGCAUUGCCCUCGUUACCCUGCUUUUAUAUAACGAGGACAUCACACAGAGGCAAACCAAAAUACUCUUGUUUGUUGCGCUCUCCAUUAUUUUAUUCGAAGGAUUCACGCACAUUUUAAUAGUAAGAGAAGAAACGAAGACUUCAAUGGAGGUCCAAUCGGGAAAUGGUACGCAGAUGACAAGCAAUAUUACAGAGGAGCAUAAGUGGAAUGCCGCAAAUUUCUUAACUCCGUCUGUGAUAAAUGCAAUGAUUGGUGCGACAGGGGCAAUUGUCCUGGGAGGAAACUUGGGCAGUCUAAUGCCUGAGAAACCCUACUGGAUUUUCACUUCUAUAUUUGUUGUAGAUCUCCUGGCAGAGGCCAUCCAUAGAUUUGAUUGUGGAAAGCGCUCUCUGUUUGAUAUCCCAGAGGAUUUGCCAAAUAAACACUAUGUCGCUAUCAUAUUGCGGCUUGUGGUUGAAGGGUGUUUGUGUUACUGGAUGACGAAAGAGAUCUGUCAAGAUUCAUAUUUCCCUUCACAUGUGGAUGUUGAUGCCUGUAACAGGCUGUGCCGAGAGAGAAGCAAGCAACUGCUGAUCACGAUGGUAGCUCUGGGAGGUCUCCAAGCGGCAGGGACUUCCAUCAUUCCCAUAUAUUCUUUUAUUCUUGGUCCCCAUUAUCUCCCAUUCAUGCUUUUCUUUGCUAUUGUUUUCACUUCUUCGGUUCUGGGAGAUCUGCUCUGGCUUUUUACAACUAAAUUGUUUAGCGCCUUGAAAUAUCUGAUGAAGACGAAUUGUACGGACGGGUGAAUUCCCUAGAAUUUUUUUUUGUAUUGUCGUUUUGGAUCACAUUUCACUUUCUGAUCCAUCAUCAAAAUAAAGAAAACCAACAAAAUAUCAAUAUCUUCUCCUAGAUAAAACUCUGUAAACUUACGUUAAAAAAAGUCCUAAAUAUUUGUAGACUUUUCUUAAUUGUUUGAAAUUAUUUAAAAUAUAUGAUGUUUUUGCCA